Messenger RNA from Fraxinus pennsylvanica, 1122 nucleotides. Lineage: Eukaryota; Viridiplantae; Streptophyta; Magnoliopsida; Lamiales; Oleaceae. The record is from the annotation of a GenBank genome assembly.
AUGGAAGGAGGGCCUUCAUCUGUUGUAAAUGAAGAAGAUGAUCUUAUGGACUUGCCUCCAGGUUUCAGAUUCCAUCCAACGGAUGAGGAGAUUAUUAUUCAUUAUCUUAUAAAGAAGGUUAUGGACAGGCGAUUUGCAGCAAGAGCUAUUGGAGAAGCUGAUCUGAAUAAGUGUGAACCCUGGGAUUUACCAAAGAAGGCGAAGAUGGGGGAAAAAGAAUGCUUCUACUUUUGCCAGAGGGAUAGGAAAUAUCCUACAGGAAUGCGAACAAAUCGAGCCACAGAAUCUGGAUACUGGAAGGCAACUGGAAAAGAUAAGGAAAUAUACUACAAGCAGGGAAGGAACUGUCUCGUUGGGAUGAAAAAGACUCUUGUUUUCUACAAAGGGAGAGCUCCUAAAGGAGAGAAAUCCAAUUGGGUUAUGCAUGAAUAUCGACUUGAAGGCAAUUUCUCCCACUACAACUUUUCUAGGGCUGAAAAGGAGGAAUGGGUUAUUUGUAGAGUUUUCCACAAGAGUACAGGAGUGAGGAGAAUUCCAGGUGCAGAACUAUCAAGAGUGGACUCUUUUAACGUAGAUCAUCUCCUGGAUAGCCCUACGCUACCACCUUCAACAGACAUUUCUUAUAAUCCCACUGCAUACAGAGAUAGCUCAAGCUUUAAAACUGAUCACGAGCCUGAGUUUGAAGGGAAAAUUUCCUCGUCAAGAUUAAUACAAAUGCAACAUGAUCAGAAAUCCUUCCUUUUGCCUUCACAUAAUUUGAAUAGUUUCUAUUCUACCUAUCCCGAUCCAAUUUCCUAUUCCCAUAGUGUUCCUGCUAACUCAAUGUUUUCCUACCAAGAUGGGAUCGGUUCGACAUCUAGUUAUGGUUCAAUCUUCCCCUUCAAAGGUGCUGAACAGGUUAAUUUAAAUAUUUUGAUGGCACCUGAUCAUAGGAUGUCAGAACUCGAAAAGAAGUGCAAACCUGAAGGUAACAAUUCUUGGAUCAGUCAUUCUCAAGAUACUGGAUUGAGCACUGAUAUUGCCACUGAUGGAGAUAUUGAAAGCAAGAAACCAUUUGAAGACCUUGAUGGUCUUUCAUUCAGUCCCGAUAUUUCAGAUUUUGAUUCGUUGUGGAGACACUGA